AUGCCCCCCCGCGCUCUCCCGAUAUCGCUUCCCGAGUACAAAUCCCUCCUGCAGAACCUCUGGCCCAAUGUGCCCAAACGCCUAGGCCUCGCCGUCAGCGGCGGGGUCGACUCAAUGGCACUAUCACAUCUCACUCGAAAGCUGCUCGAAGAAAAGCAAAUCCACGAAGUCCACGCCUUUAUCAUUGACCACGGUGCACGGUCCGAAAGCGCGCAGGAAGCCUCUUCCGUUGCUGACAUCCUCAAGUCAUAUGGAUUCCACCCGCAGGUGAUACCGCUGACCUGGGGCGCGGAUAACAUUGCAAAGGUGGGGUUUGAGACAAGGGCGCGGACUGCCAGAUUCAGAGCGCUGGCCAAGGCGUGUGUCACGAGCGAGGUGGACAAGAUAUUGCUGGCGCACCAUGGCGACGAUCAGGCUGAGACGGUCAUGAUGAGGUUGAUCUCUGGGAGUAGGCUGGAUGGGCUGGGGGGCAUGAGGCAUCUUUCGAGGAUUCCAGAGUGCUGGAAUAUCCAUAAUGCGAAUAAAGUGAUUAUGGGGAGGCCGUUCCUGACGGUGGGAAAGGACCGUCUGCAAGCAACUUGCGAGACAAAUGAUGUCAAGUGGUUCGAAGAUAAGACAAACCAUGACCCCACCUACACCCGCCGCAACACUAUGCGCCAUCUCCUCACUACAACGCCCUCACGCCUCCCCCGUGCUCUCCAGCGCGAGUCCUUAGUCUCUCUCGCAACCCGCGCCGAGGACCGUAAUCGCUCUAUAAAAGAGGAAGCAGAGGAUUUCAUUGCCAAGCGCUGUCAAAUCGUUCUUAACGAGCGCACUGGCUCGCUCGACUUCAAGCUCCCAAGAAACCGAGAGGAGCUGUUCAAAGAUGUUAACCCUGCAGUGCUUCAGAGAAUGUUGAUCAUCAUUACAGAGAAGGCAACGCCAGGGCGCAGAGUGGAGACAAGGCACAUGACAAAUGCGUUUGAGAAAGUGCUGGGCGCAGAGAACAAAAAGCAUAUACCUAUGUUCACUUCUGCGGGGCUGACAUGGACUUACAACGGGGAACAAAGCUGGACACUGAACCGCGAGCCAUUGCCACCGGUCAAGAAGGAGCAGGAGGAAUAUGUGCUAGGGCCGGGGAUGAGUGAGUGGAUGUUGUGGGAUGGCCGGUGGUGGAUGAGGGUAGAAACGCCACCGAGACACCGCAGCAUCGUCCGCAUCCUCAAGGACUCGGAUAUGAAGGCGUUGAGGAGCAAGGCGGGAAGAAUCUCUCCAAGGAUGAGGGCCAGGGUUGACGAUGCCCUCAAGAAGCAGUUGAAAGGACACUUGAGGUUUACCAUACCCGCCAUAUUCUGGAAGGUAGAUGUGCCUGAGGAUGUUUAUGGCGAGGGUGACGAGGUUCUUGCUGCCCUGCCAUCUCUGGGGUUGACUUUCCAGAAUGCGAAGUAUGAAAUCCAUUUUAAGGAUUAA
Molecule: messenger RNA, 1449 nt
Organism: Morchella importuna
Lineage: Eukaryota; Fungi; Ascomycota; Pezizomycetes; Pezizales; Morchellaceae
Exons: 2
Coding region: 1-1449 (482 amino acids)
Biological process (GO): tRNA processing
Molecular function (GO): ligase activity, forming carbon-nitrogen bonds; ATP binding
Source: RefSeq, a predicted model, not a curated record